AUGUCGAGAUUGGUUAUGUAUUUGAUUACCCCUGAACCUAAGCACAUUGCACGCUUCAUUGGUGGUCUCGCACCAGAGAUCAAAGGGAUGGUGAAGGCCUCAAAGCCUGCUACCUAUAGGUCUGCUGUGGAUCUAUCUCUAUCCCUCACAUUAGAUGUGAUCAGAAGCAGGUCUGGAAAUACCAAUGAAGAGGGCAAAAGGAAGAGGGAAGAUGAUAGCUCCCACAGGUUUGACAAGAAGAAAAAGGGGAGAUUUGGGUUCAAAAAGAACCAGGAUAGAUCGGGCGAGAAGCCCACCUUCUGCUAUGGCUGCAAUGAAAAGGGGCACAUCAAAACAAACUGCCGCAAGAAUGCAAAGAAACCUGAUGAGGCUAAGAAAGGGAAUGCUCGAGCAUUCCAAAUGAAUGUGAGGCAAGCGGUGAAUGAUGACAAUGUCAUAACAUGUACUUUUCUCAUUAAUGACGUUUAUGCUAGAGUCUUAUUCGAUUCAGGUGCAGAUAAGUCUUUUGUUGAUCUUAAAUUUAGUAAACUAUUAAAUCUGCCCAUAAGAACUCUAGAUAUUAAAUAUGAGCUAGAGCUUGCCGAUGGAACCAUAGAAACCGCUUCUUCUAUUCUUGAUAGAUGUUCUAUAUCCAUUAAGAAUCAUUCUAUUCCAUUAUCUCUGCUACCAAUGAAAUUGACGGGGUUUGACGUAGUUUUAGGUAUGGAUUGGUUGUCGCAUAACCAAGCUCGUAUCGCAUGCGACAAGAAACUCAUCGAAAUCAAAACCCCUUCGGGUGAGAUGAUCACCAUUCAGGGAGAUAUACACUAUGGAUUGCCUGAUCAAGUGUCUAUAUUUAAGGCAUCCAAAUGCUUGAAAAGUGGGUGUGUCAUUUACAUGGCACAGGUGACAGUGGAUGAAAGUUAG
Helianthus annuus (common sunflower) is the source of this 906-nucleotide messenger RNA. RefSeq lists its product as uncharacterized. NCBI's taxonomy places the organism in Eukaryota, Viridiplantae, Streptophyta, Magnoliopsida, Asterales, Asteraceae. The record is from RefSeq and is a predicted model, not a curated record. The transcript is spliced from 2 exons. Bases 1 to 906 code for a protein of 301 amino acids. Gene Ontology annotation, molecular function: zinc ion binding; nucleic acid binding.